Anopheles nili is the source of this 4425-nucleotide messenger RNA. It is a transcript of the gene mtRNApol, whose product is annotated as DNA-directed RNA polymerase, mitochondrial. NCBI's taxonomy places the organism in Eukaryota, Metazoa, Arthropoda, Insecta, Diptera, Culicidae. Gene Ontology annotation, molecular function: DNA-directed RNA polymerase activity; protein binding; mitochondrial promoter sequence-specific DNA binding. Gene Ontology annotation, cellular component: mitochondrial DNA-directed RNA polymerase complex. Gene Ontology annotation, biological process: mitochondrial transcription. The record is from RefSeq and is a predicted model, not a curated record. The transcript has 7 exons. Bases 1 to 4032 code for a protein of 1343 amino acids.
AUGUUCCGUAUGUUGAGUUUGCAAAGGUUAUCACAAAGCAAGCACAAAGUUCUCGCCCAUAAAAGCGGUAUCGUUCGCUUAGACUCCACAGACGGUGUGGUGUUCGCCCCCUUUAGAACAGUUUCGCAUUUAUGUAAUCGAGGGUUGACAAGUGAUCUGCUCGUACCGCGCGGCAAUGAAACGAUUUACAUUAAACGGGUUCACUCGACCACACCUUCGGCUGAGAUUUUAUCGGCUUUAGGCGCAAAGAAAAACAAACGGAAGCGUUCUAAUGCUAGCAAAUUUACCGAACUUCUUGCAGUGAAAGAUGGCGAAACCAAAGAAACGACUGCGACGGUACAGAAGCUUAAGUCCAAAAAGCUCACCAACUUCAUUCACGAUCAGAUUGCAAUCGAAGCUUGCUCAAGCGGUGCGAGCAUUGGAAAUGCUGAUGUACCAUCUCUCGAGAACAAAAAUACUGCAGCACAUCUACCCAAAGAUAUGUCGCAUUGGAAUACCGAGGAAACGCCCGUCAUAUACAUCGGCCGAGACAUGAAGGAGGCGGACAUAUCGCCCGACAUAUUGUCGGAGAUUAUCGAAAACGUGCAAAUGCUUAAGGAAAUAAACCAAAAACGAAUGCUACGCGGCUUUCCGGUGCAGCAUGUUGGACUGGAUCCUAUAUUGGAAGAAGAAGUCGCACUACUGGAAUCAGAAGCGGCACUUCCUGAAGAAACCGAUCUUGCGUUCGAAGAACCGGACCUAACAGCUACCGUGAAUGGUGCGGGGAGCUUCACAAAGGCAAAGCGCAGUACCAAAAAGCACCCUCCGCACGACGGUACGGAUAAGGGAAAAAAGUUUUCCUCAAAGUACUACAAAACAUCCGAGAUCGAGUCCCUCGCCCGGCAGCGCAGCUUCCAAAUGACGUUGAACGCCUACCUGCACAUGUGCAUCUCGACCGCGAUGGUCAAUCGCGCUUAUGCUACAACACUUAACUAUCGCCAUAAGCGUAAACGUCGCGAAUUCAACGUAGGAACUUACAACCUGUUGAUCCAUGCGUAUGCCGGGAAGGGAAAUUUAGCGCGCGUGCGAGAUAUUUUGCAUGUGCUGCGUGAAGAUCGCAUCACUCCAACGGCACAAACGUACGCUGGCAUACUCGAAUGUCUCGGGCGACUGGAACCGUCCGAGGAGGUGCUGAAUCAGGCGCGGGAAUACCUCAACGAGGCCAGUUCGGCAGGGUACGCGAUGAAUGAUGUUCUGAACCAAAGCAUAUUCACGCACGAUCAGCGGGAUGUGGUGCUGGCGCUGUGCCAGCGACUCGUGCCAGGAUACACGCCUGAGUAUAAGGCUCCCGUUCUGACGUAUAAUAAUCAUUUGUUGAACGCACUCAACGAGCAUGUUGUGCCGAUUGGUGCAGAAAUUUCCGCCGAGGAAUCGUGUCCUGGGUCGGAGAUUUUGAUUCCCAAAGCGGGCUUCAACAAGGAGGAACUGAAAGACAUGGUUCAGAAGCAAGUGGAGCUUGAGCUAAGUGGAUAUUUGGAAGUAAAGAGCAUCGAAAAGUUCCCACCGCCAACGGAGCAAGUAAAGCAAUAUCGUAAGGUAGUUGAGGAUCUGAGAAAGGUGUGGGCCAAGCAAAUCACGAUAGCCUUCCACCGUGACUUUAAUACGCUUAAAACGAUCACCGAAACCAAAGCUUCUCGUACGAUCAACCUUUUCCCCUACCUGAAAGCUCUUACGGUGCAACAGUAUACAGAGAUUCUGCUGGACGAGGUGCAGAUGCUGCUCGAAGGAUCGGAUACGUUCAGUUUCGUAAUAUCGCAUCUGCACCGGGAGCUCGGCCGGAAGGUCGAAUCUCGUUACCAUGUGGAGCAGAAGCGCCUGAACGGUGUGCUGGCGAAAACGAACGACAUCUACGAUCGCUACACGUCGGUUCUGGCGGAUGGUCAAUCUAGCGACAAUCCGCGGCAGCUCUGGCAGCGGCUUGUACACGAAUCCCACAGCACGGGUCCAAGUAUGGACGUGCAGAGUGUCGCAUGGCCCAAGGCAGCCGUGACCGGCGUGGGGAAAUUCCUGUACAACAUCAUGAAGUGCGAUUUGAAGAUCAACGUGAACGUGAUGAGCAAAACAAACCGAAAGGUAAAGCUCGUGCCAGCGUUCUACACGCUCUUCCGGUACGAGGCAAAGAUGGCUAAGGAACAAAUCAAACCACACCCGGUGCUGAUGAAGCUGUUUCGCAAAUCACAACCGGAUACGCUCAAAUUCGACGUUAAUCUCGUGCCUAUGCUGUGCCCACCACAACCCUGGAGCUCGCCCCGAAACGGUGGAUACAUUCUAGCGCAGUCGGACUUGAUCCGGUUGCCACAUCAGGCGCAUCAGCAGACGGAACGAAUUGACGAGGCCGACCCACAAGACAUGUACCCGACGUUGGACGCGUUGAACCAACUGGCCAGUAUACCGUGGGUCGUAAAUGGGCAGAUACUCGAUGUGAUUGUGGAGGUGUUCAACAACGGUGGCAACGCGAAGCUGGACGUGCCGGAACCACCGUCUUCACUGCCGCCUGUGCUGGAGCCGGCUCCGAGAAGCGAGAUGAGCGGAUUCGAGAAGUACAAUCUGCUCAGGAAGCGGCUCUACCACCGCCGAAAGCAGGGCGAUAUGUAUAGCCUGUGGUGCGACGCGCUGUACCGACUUUCGUUGGCCAACCACUAUCGGGAUAAGGUGUUUUGGUUGCCGCAAAACAUUGACUUCCGUGGGCGUGUGUACCCAAUCCCGCCGCACCUGAACCACCUCGGCCAUGAUCUCGCACGCUGUUUGCUCGUGUUUCAUCAGAAGAAACCGCUCGGAGCGGACGGGUUCCGAUGGCUAAAGCUGCACUGCAUCAAUCUGACGGGGCUGAAGAAACGAGAAUCUGUCGAAGAGCGAGUGCGAUACGCGGAUGAAAUUAUGGACGACAUUCUAGAUUCAGCGGACCAUCCGUUGACGGGGCGAAUGUGGUGGAGCAGUUCCGACGAACCAUGGCAAACGCUGGCCUGCUGCAUGGAGAUUGCCAAGGUGCAACGGUGUCCCGACCCGGAGAAAUUUGAAAGUGGAUUUCCAAUCCAUCAGGAUGGGUCGUGUAACGGAUUGCAGCACUAUGCCGCGCUGGGCCGUGACACACCCGGUGCAAUCAGCGUUAACCUUUCACCGGCAGAAGUUCCGCAGGACGUAUACAGCGCGGUUGCGGCCCUUGUGGAAGAAAACCGAGCGCGAGAUGCUAGGAACAACAUCAAAGUAGCGGCCGUGCUGGAUGGAUUCAUCCGGCGCAAGGUCAUUAAGCAAACUGUGAUGACGACUGUGUACGGUGUAACGCGAUAUGGCGCCCGGAAGCAAAUCGCCCGUCAGCUCGAGUACAUCGACGAGUUUCCGAAGGACUGGGUGUGGCCGGCGUCGAGCUACCUCACGGUGAAAACGUUCGACGCGCUCAGCGAAAUGUUCACCUCUGCUAAGGAGAUCCAGGACUGGUUCACGGACUGCGCCCGGUUGAUAUCGGCCGUGUGUGCGCAAAACGUGGAAUGGGUCACACCGCUGGGGUUGCCGGUGGUGCAACCGUACAACCGAUCCGAUCGUCCCACUCCCCUCGGUAAAACCGCUCAGCUCCCCGAGCACUUUGCAAUGGACUCGUUCGAGAAGCCCAACAUUAUGAAGCAAAAGAACGCGUUCCCACCUAACUUUGUCCACUCGCUCGACUCCAGCCACAUGAUGCUGACUUCACUGUACUGUGAGCGAGCCGGAUUGACCUUCAUCUCGGUGCACGAUUGCUACUGGACCCAUGCCUGCACCGUCCCUACUAUGAACAAGAUUUGCCGCGAGCAGUUUGUGGCGCUGCAUUCCGAACCGAUACUGGAGGAUUUGUCAAAGUUUUUGGUGCAAAAGUACAGCUACGAUGAGAAUGAAAUCAGCAACGACGGUUCGGUAAUCGAUCUCACUAAGCGCAAGCUGAAUCGUAUACUACACCAGUGCCCCGACAAAGGAGACUUCGACCUGCGCAAAGUGCUCGAAUCGGUUUACUUCUUCAGCUAAAACGCAACCGCGUUAGUACUGCCCCCCUUGCCUCAUCAUCACCUUCAUGCCUUGCAAUGUGCUGUCCAGUGAAUUCAGCUUGAUGAUGGGCUGAUCUAGUCAGUAAGGUCAGCUCGGAUGGAGCGUGCCAUCGUGGUCGCGUUUCGAAAUGUGACCGAAGGAUGUACAGUAUUCCCGGUGUACUUCAAUCCCGUGGGUUCCAAGCUUCCCUUCCCAGAUGUGGUGCCUGCUUAAAGACGAGAAGCAGUCCGGUUCAGUGGAAUGAGUUUAUUUUCAAACUCGAAUCAACCGUUGAGCGGACGAACGGUGGCUUUUCGUUGUGACUAUUGUCAGAUGGAAGUUUGCGAGCGGUUCGUUAUUUUAAUCGUGAUGUAUUUUUUUUCGUUUAGAAAG